Molecule: messenger RNA, 4752 nt
Organism: Scatophagus argus
Lineage: Eukaryota; Metazoa; Chordata; Actinopteri; Scatophagidae
Gene: itga7
Product: integrin, alpha 7
Exons: 25
Coding region: 297-3677 (1126 amino acids)
Biological process (GO): cell adhesion mediated by integrin; leukocyte migration; integrin-mediated signaling pathway
Cellular component (GO): external side of plasma membrane; integrin complex
Molecular function (GO): integrin binding
Source: RefSeq, a predicted model, not a curated record
AGCUUAGAGGAGGGGGAGGCGCACAUGCAUUGAGAGAGAGACACUCACACACACAUAUAGCAGCAGCCACAUUUUCACAGCGUGCUCUUCAGACUGACAGCAGCAAACGGAGGAGUUGGGAGUCGGCACGAUAGAGCGAGGCUCGAACAGAAAGGGGACUGGAAACAAGGGAGGCAUCCACAGAGGAGAGGAGACUGCACAGGAUUGUCCCCAUUUAGUCCCUUUUGGCUCUCCGGGAGCCUUUAAAGGAAUCUGCCUUGUACUCCUCUUCAACUGAACUUGCUGUGCACCUUGCGAUGGCAGCCCCGCUGGGUCAUGGGAACACUGUCUCCCUCUCAUCUUGUUCCUCUUAUCCUUGGACUACCCUUCUCUGGGCUCUGUUGACCUUUUUAAGUCAAGUGUGUGGCUUUAACCUGGAUACUACUCACACCUUGCAUAAGCUGGGGGACCACGACACCUUUUUCGGUUUCUCUCUAGCACUUCAUCAACAGCUUACCCCAGAGCCCCAGAGCUGGAUCCUUGUGGGUGCACCGCAGGCAGCAGGGCGGGGCCAGUUGCGGGGGAGUCGACCAGGAGCCUUGUUCAGGUGUCCAAUCACACCAGAGGAAUAUGACUGUGAGAGGGUGGAUAUUGAUGGAGAAGUGAGCCUGAAAAGAGAAAGCAAAGACAACCAGUGGCUGGGAGUCACUGUCAAGAGUCAGGGGAUUGGAGGAAAGGUGGUGACAUGUGCUCACCUGUAUGAGCUCAGGCAACGCGUAAGUCAGCCUUCAGAGACUCGUGACCCCAUUGGACGCUGCUACGUCCUUAGUGAGGAUCUGACAGAGCGAGAUGAUCUGGAUGGAGGAGAAUGGAAGUUCUGCGAGGGCCGGCCACAGGGACAUGAGCAGUUUGGCUUCUGUCAGCAGGGCCUGUCUGUCAGCUUCACCCCAGACAACAACUUCAUUCUGUUUGGGGCCCCUGGAACAUACAACUGGAAAGGUGAGAUUCGUGUCCAGCUCCUAAACCAGACUCUGCUUGACCUUGGUUUCUAUGAUGACGGACCCUACGAGGUGGCAGAUCAGAAACAACUUAAUGCCCAGCUCAUCCCUGUGCCCUACCACAGUUACCUGGGGUUUUCAGUGGAUUCGGCCAUGGGGAUAAUGAGCCUUGGGGAGCUGACAUUUGUGGCGGGUGCACCUCGGGCCAAUCACACAGGGGCAGUGGUGCUGCUGAAGAAAGAUAAUGUGUACCGGCUGGUGCCACAGCAUAUUUUCUGGGGGGAGGAGCUGGCAUCUUCAUUUGGGUACUCGGUGGCUACGACAGAUCUGAAUAGGGACGGCUGGACAGAUCUGAUUGUUGGAGCUCCUAAUUUCUUUGACCGUAAGGCAGAGAUUGGUGGGGCUGUGUAUGUGUACCUAAACCCCUUCGGCCACUGGGACGAUCAGGCUCGGCCCAUCCGUCUCAAUGGGACCUAUGACUCCAUGUUUGGAAUGACAGUCAGCAACAUUGGAGAUCUGGACCAGGACGGAUACGGAGAUAUUGCUGUCGGGGCACCAUUUGAUGGACACGGCAAGGUUUUCAUCUACAGAGGCUCAGAUGCUGGAAUUGAAACUAAACCUGCUCAGGUGCUGGAUGGACGUGACUUUGACGUGAGACGUUUUGGAUACUCCAUCUCAGGUGGUUUGGAUAUUGAUAAUAACCAGUACCCAGAUGUUGCAGUGGGCUCUCUUAAUGAUUCAGUGGUUCUCUUCAGGUCUCGUCCAGUCAUCCAUGUGAUCAGAGAUAUAUCUAUCAACCCCAAAUACAUUGAUCUGCAGCAAAAUAACUGCAAGGGCAGAGACGGAGUCUGCGUGGAGGUCGAGGCCUGCUUCACCUACACAGCCCACCCACAACACUACUCACCACACAUUACCCUGGUGGUGCACUUUGAAGCUGACACGGAGCGCAGGAAGCUGGGCCUCCCUCACCGUGUCAACUUCCUGGGCCGCAGCUCCCUGGAGCCAGAGUAUACACAGACAGAAGAAGUAGAGCUGCAUCGGCAGCGUCAUCCUGUGUGCGUCACCGCUGUCUUCCAGCUUCACGAGAGCAUCCGUGACAAACUGCGUCCCAUUACGUUGGCAAUAACCCACACUAUCAAGCCUGUGCCACCACGCAGACACUCAGGUGCCAAGAGGCUGGAGAAGCUGGCGCCUGUCCUGAAUGUUUCCCCCUCCAACACACUGCACUCUGAGGUGAACUUCCUGCGAGAAGGAUGCGGCAUUGACAAAAUCUGCCAGAGCAACCUGAAGCUGAGCUACCAGUUUGGAACGCGACCUCUGACCUCUGACCUCUUCACCCCUCUGCCAAAAGAUGAGGAUGAUGUGCAGGUGUUCUCCUUGUCAGAUCAGCGCCUGGUGGUGCUGGAGAUCACCGUCACCAACAUGCCCUCUGACCCCCUGCACCCUGAGGAGGACGGAGAUGACGCCCAUGCUGCUCAGCUGUUUAUCUCCUUUCCAAGCACUCUGUCGUAUGCUGGCUCUAGGAUCCCACCACAGAUGAGAUGCCAAGCAAACGAGAACGGCUCUCAAGUUGAAUGCGACCUGGGAAACCCUAUGAAACGAGAUACUAAGCUUAAGUUCUCUAUCAACCUGAGCACAUCUAACAUCACAAUUGAGACCACUGAGUUGAAAGCAGAUCUCUUACUGACAACUAUCAGUGAGCAGCCUGACCUGGCACCCAUCACAGCUUUUGCUAAAGUUGUGAUAGAGCUCCCUCUGUCUGUCAGUGGACUGGCUCGUCCUCACCAGCUGUUCUUCAGUGGGACAGUGAAGGGAGAGAGUGCCAUGACCAGUCUGGAGGACAUCGGCAGCCCUGUGGAUUUUGAGUUUGUGGUUGCCAAUCCCGGGAAAGCUCUGCAGACAUUCGGCUCGGCCUUCCUCAACAUCAUGUGGCCUUACGAGCUGGCCAAUGAGAAGUGGCUCCUGUAUCCCGCAAGCUUGAAAUUUGAGGGUCACCCAGACACAUGGUGCACUUCAUCUGUGGCCCUGAAUCCUCUGAAGCUACAGAGCUCCGCAAAUGCAGAACCUUCACAGCCUGUCAAUCAUACUGCUGGGCGAUCGCGCCGCUCGCACCCAGAGGAUGAAGGUCAAGAGAAGACAAGAGGCAGUGUUGGACGGACAACCCCAGCUGUAGCAGCCUCAGAGAGACGCAAGUCACUCAAACUGGACUGUCUCUUGUGGUCGGCACGCUGUGUGCUGUUUCAGUGUCCCCUCCACAGCUUCUCUGGUCAGGCUGUCCUCAAGAUCCACGCCAGGCUGUGGAACAGCAGUUUCAUAGAGGAGUUCUCAGCAGUCAGUGCUCUGGAGCUGCUGGUCAGAGCCAACAUCACCGUCAAGUCCAGCAUCAAACAUCUGGUCCUCAGGGAUGCUGCUGCACAGGUUCCACUAAUGAUUUAUCCUGAGCCUGGUCUCACUGACCAGUACUGGAUCCCCUGGUGGAUCAUCCUCAUAGCUGUCCUGGCAGGCAUUUUGCUGCUGACACUACUGGUCUGCAUACUGUGGAAGUGUGGCUUCUUCCAGCGGGCUCACUACAAAGACAAAUUGCCUCAAUACCACGCGGUGAAGAUUCCUCGUGAGGACCGGCCACAGUUCCAGCCUGAGAAGUCAGGAGUUGUCCAUAAAAAGGAAUGGGCCACGCACUGGAGUGAUGGGACCUCGUAACUCCCUAUGAAGCACUGACUGACUGAAUUAAUUCAAAUCACCUCGUGUGGCGCUCAUUCUGUCUUUUCAUUGGAACUAAUGGACUAAAAAAGUGCACAUAGACUGAGAACAUGACAUCUUGUGCACUCUGUACUGUCUCGGUACUUACAUAUUGGUGGUCUGUUACACUGUGACUACUUCUAUAUUCUCCUAUACUGUAGCCCCCUGAUGGCUGGCCAUGGAUAGUCUAUUUAAACUGCGCAUCUGUGUCAGUGUUUUACAGUAAAUACUGAAGGCCAGCAACAAUAUUAGAACCAGUGUAGCUCCUCAUAAUGUUUUACAGCCUGCAGGAGCACUGAUGCUCACAUGGACCUCACUGCCUGCCAUCAGGUUUGACUGGCAGGACAAUGGAGGAAAGAAAAGCAAAACUCAAAGACAUGCAUGAAUGCACAGACAUACGGUAUGAUAUUAGACGCAUAAAGAUGCACUGGACAUUGCUGAUGAAGAAUCUACUGCCUGUGACAAAUACUACUUUUUGCCUUAAUUACCCUAGAACUGAUGACUGAUAUGAGCAAUGACAAAAAGCAUUUUUUUUAUAUGAAUGAUGUUUAGGGAUUUUCUGUUAGUUAGCACUGUUAACCAUUGGGAAAAUGUCAGUAUGUAAGAUAAGUAAAGUAAGAUUUUGCAGAACACUGUAUGCCUUGUUGUUUGAGCUUGGUGAUUGCUCUGGCUGGCUUCAGUAAGUUUAUCCGAUGGUUUUUGUAUCCUUAUUCAAGGAAAAACUGUUUCAGUACUUUUUGUUAAUAUGUCAGUCAAAUGAACAACAGUGAGUGAGCUUGAAUAAGAAAAGAAUCAGAGCCAUGGCCAUAUAACUGCUAUUACAUAAAAACCAAAUAUAUCCAAAAAGCAAGCCAACUUAAACUGUGGUUUAACAAUUCACAAGUGUAAGUUUUUCAGUUUCUGAACCAAGAUUUCCAGUUUGAAUGGAUGUCCAGGUUCAUUAGGGCAUACAUUUUCCCUGUGUACAAAAGUAUUAUUUAUGAAACAUGGUUUCAAAUUAAAAUCUAUGAUACUGACUGAAAUUGACACAUCUAAA